Molecule: messenger RNA, 432 nt
Organism: Aureobasidium subglaciale EXF-2481
Lineage: Eukaryota; Fungi; Ascomycota; Dothideomycetes; Dothideales; Saccotheciaceae
Exons: 1
Coding region: 1-432 (143 amino acids)
Source: RefSeq, a predicted model, not a curated record
AUGGACUCUCAAUCAAGUCAACACUUCUAUGCCCAGCAAAGACCUGCCUACCCUCAAGCAUCAUACAACCAAUCCAACUUUACAAGUUCAGCCAGCCUUUCAUCUCUGGCUUCUAUCAACACUAGCCCUGAUCAGACCAACAUGAGCUCUCGUCAAUCACCUACCUUGGUCUCUGCCGCGCCUGUGUCGUCGCCUUCAAGCCAAUCUCAGUUCUCAUUACCGCCUUCGAUGAACCAAGAGAACAACUACUACCAGCAAAUGCCUCAGUUCUCUCAACAACAACAACACCGCGGUAGCUUCAGCGAAGAGCAAAGACCUAGCGGUCUCAACGACACAUCACCUUUCCUCCAAGAUUUCAGCCUACUUGCCGAGGCUGCAAAGCGUGCACAGAUGGCUUGCAUGAUGAGAGACUUUGACGACCUUGACAUGUAA